CUGGACUGACUGACGUUGGCUAGCUGGCUGUCAGCGGCAACGGUGAGCUGAAGUAAGGAAGCGGAGGACGGUGAAAGUGAAAGGAGAGCUCCAUAACCCGUCCUCAUACAGCCCGUCCACACAGGGCGAGAGAGAGAGAGAGAGAGAGAGGCCCCGGGUCUGGCUUCAAGGCAGCAGCACUUCAGCAGACACAGCCAUGGCUAACAUCGCUGUCCAAAGGAUCAAGCGGGAGUUCAAAGAAGUUCUCAAAAGCGAAGAGACAAGUAAAAACCAGAUAAAAGUAGAUUUGGUGGAUGAGAACUUCACAGAGCUGAGGGGGGAGAUAGCAGGUCCUCCAGAUACACCAUAUGAAGGUGGCAGAUAUCAGCUUGAAAUAAAAAUCCCAGAAACCUAUCCUUUUAACCCGCCAAAGGUGCGUUUCAUCAGUAAGAUCUGGCACCCGAAUAUCAGUUCUGUGACAGGAGCAAUAUGUCUGGACAUUUUAAAAGACCAGUGGGCAGCUGCUAUGACCCUGCGGACGGUGCUGUUGUCUCUACAGGCUCUUCUUGCUGCAGCAGAACCAGAUGAUCCGCAGGAUGCAGUAGUAGCAAACCAGUACAAGCAGAACCCAGAAAUGUUCAAACAGACUGCGAGGCUGUGGUCUCACGUCUAUGCAGGCGCUCCUGUCUCCAGUCCCGACUACACACGCAAAAUAGACAAACUCUGUGCCAUGGGCUUUGAUAAGAAUGCAGUAAUAGCGGCCCUGUCUUCAAAAUCCUGGGACGUGGAAACGGCGACAGAGCUGCUCCUCAGCAACUGAAACGCAGCAAAGUGUGAUUAUCCCAAACUCCCUUCAUCAUAGCAUCAGCUCCUCCCUGGCAUCCAUUCCACCAUUGCCUUUUGCUACAGACAACACCCCCCCCCCCCCCAUUCACCACAGCAGUCUGACCCUUCUUUUAUAACUUCUUCUGUCUUUUCUUCCCCUAACUCAAAAUGUGUAUCCUUGUAAUAACCCACCAAACACUUUAAAUCACGCAUCUUGUCUUCCAUGACCAUUAUUUAUAAUUGCUCUGAAACAUUUCCCCCCCACAAAAUUUUGUUCCUAAAAUAUUGCAAAUAAUCAAAUGACUGCUUUUGCUUGGUGGAUUUUUCCAGAGUAAAAUGUCACACACCAUUGUCUCCCUCCAGCAACCAGGUGGACCUCCAUGUCAGAGUAUUCUCUUCAUGGACAUUUAACUAUAAAGGUUCUUGCUGGGUUAAAUUUACUUAACUCAAGUGUUCUGCAAUAUAAUUAAUUUUUCCAAAACGGUUUAUCAUCAAUGCUUAAAUCACCUUUUUUUUUCCUGUCUGUAGAAAAGAUCACAACAUCCUCAAACAUCUGCACAGAACGAAAAAAAAGUGUAAUCUGUAAAUGUGUGUAAAUUUGAAAAUACAGUGGGGAUAUAAUUUUUUUCUUAAAUGGCAUUGUAAAACAAAUUAUUUUGAAUAUAAACUAUGCCUAGUUUACAACUAUAUGGAGAGGUAUCUUUUUAUGCUUUUGUGAUCCACGAGAAAUCCCUCUGAACGGCCAUAAUCCUGGCACAGGAGGAGACAGCUCAGGCCCCUGAAGGUCAUUACAUGCCACCUUUUCUUGUCUUUGCAUGUUCUAUGCUGCCUUUUAUUUUAUUUGGCCAAAUGAUGUGGUGUUGGGGGGGGUUGUCUGUUCAACAUCCUUCAGCACUCACAACUCUUUCUAAUCUGUGAAAAGAGACUCCUGGAAGCUCUGCUCAGGCACCAACAAGAAAUGCGUGACUCUGAAUGUCGAUAAGGAUUGAGUGCUGUGGUUUGUUUAACUCAUUUUAGAGCAAUCACUUUCAGCCAUGUAACAAGGAUCUGCUCACCCUCUCAGUCCUGAUGUUGAUCAUUAAGAGGUGGAGCUUUAUCACUCGUCACUGAUCCAAUCCAGCAGUACUCAAUCAAAACCUUUGGCCAUAUAUAGAGGUGUAAAGGUGACGCCACCAAACAUGCUUUACUACUCAGCCAAAUAAAAUGCUUAGAGGUCGUCUUUGAAUGAUGAGUAGUAAACAAGGCUGGGACUCAUCUGAAGCAGGUAGCAGGCCUGCACAGUGAUUUAAAACAUUUUUGAUUUGAGGUACAUGGACUGUAAAGAAAUGCUUAGCUUAUAGAGAAGUGAGGUGUUGAUGAAUCCUCACACAUGGCCUUUCUUUUAAAAAGAAACUAUCUUCCUUUGUGCUUGCCCUCUAGCUCAGUCCCCACCAACACAGUGGCAUGUUAGAGUACUACAUGGAGUUAUCGUGCUCCCUCUCCACUGACGGUUAAGUUUCCAGCCAGAGCCAAAGCAAGGUUCCAAGGUAGAAGGUGCCCAUCAUCGCCUUUACUUGUAAAUAGUCCAGUUCUUGAUAAAGAGCCGUCGAUAUCACUAGAGUGCACCAUUGAUGUCUGGAUCUAUAUUUUGUAAGAAAAAGAAAGGACAAAAAAAAAGGAAGAGGCCCCCUCCCCAGUUUCCUCACUAUGUACAAUAUUGCACGAUGAUAAAGCAUAGACAAAGGGGCUGUUUGCAUCUCAGUUUCUCCUUUUGGAUCGACUUAUUUUCCUCUUUUGUUUCCUUGGAAGUGAGCAUCAACAGUAUAAAAAGCAUGGUUAUUUAUUGUGACAGUGUCAUGUUUCUUUGAUUAAAAAAAAGUGGAAAACCCA
Cottoperca gobio is the source of this 2673-nucleotide messenger RNA. RefSeq names its product ubiquitin-conjugating enzyme E2Kb (UBC1 homolog, yeast) (gene ube2kb). The transcript has 7 exons. The coding region runs from base 197 to 799 and encodes 200 amino acids. Gene Ontology annotation, molecular function: protein binding. The record is from RefSeq and is a predicted model, not a curated record. NCBI's taxonomy places the organism in Eukaryota, Metazoa, Chordata, Actinopteri, Perciformes, Bovichtidae.